Lodderomyces pseudojiufengensis is the source of this 1728-nucleotide messenger RNA. It is a transcript of the gene MDS3, whose product is annotated as Mds3p. Gene Ontology annotation, cellular component: cytosol; mitochondrion. The transcript has a single exon. Lineage: Eukaryota; Fungi; Ascomycota; Pichiomycetes; Serinales; Debaryomycetaceae. Bases 1 to 1728 code for a protein of 575 amino acids. The record is from RefSeq and is a predicted model, not a curated record. Gene Ontology annotation, biological process: cell redox homeostasis.
AUGAGAGAAAAAUCACAUCAAUUUUCAUUAUCAGAAAGUUCUAGUUCUCAACAUCGUCCAUUAUCUAAACAACCUACAAGAGCAGCUUCUAUUCCAGUUCAUACUGCCAUUUCAUUUGACGAUUAUGUUCAUUAUGCUGCACCAAAAUCCUCAAAUAUAAAAUCAUUAUAUCCACCUGCAGCUGUCACACUUGGUAGGAAUGCGUUUGAUAGAUUUGGUGAUCAAAUUUCUGAUUUUGAAGUAAUAUCAAGUAAUGGAGAUAGAAUACCUGUUUCAAUGGCAGUUUUAUUAAAAAGAUGGGGUAAAUAUUUUGCAUUAUUACUUGCUAGAAGUUAUGUUUUAGCAGCUGAAGAUUUCGAAGCAGGUCUUACAUCAAAAUUAACUGGUGAAUGGGCAAAACUUAGAAAUGAAUCUUCAGAUAAUUUACCGAGUAAAAAUUUUGGUGAAAUACCCCAUUUUAGAAUUCCGUUUCAAGAUUCAAAAGAAUCUUUAGAUAAACCAGUCACUACAAAAUCAGAAUCAACAAGAAAAACAAGUAUGCCUCAAACUCAUGAAUUACCACCUCAACCUCCAUUACCUAAUGAACCAUUACCACCAGUUCCUCAACAAACAACAUUUAAAAGUACAUCAAGAGCAGGUUCUCAAGAUCAUAGUUCCCCUAGAGCUUCAUUGAUGCAUACUUUAUCGGUGUUGCGAAAUAUUCCAACAACUGGUAAAUCACCUAGAGAAUCACCAUUUUCAUCUCCGAGAGCUUCUUAUUCAGCUCAAGGUAGUGGGACAUCAAGUGAUCUACGAAGUUCACCUUUUCCAAAUCUUCGACCAAAUAUUGGUCGAUCGACAUCUGAACUUAAACUUUCUUCUGUGGGAUCUGGUAUAAGCACACAACAAAGUGAAGAAACUAAUCAUAGAUCAGGAGUGGAAGAUAAUCAUGAAGAUGAAAAUGAAGAAGAAGAUGAAGUAGGUAGUCUAGAUUCAGAAUAUGAAUCUGAAGAAUUAAUAACUGAAAAAAAAUCAUAUCCAAUGGAACCAGCAUUAAUACCGAGAAAAUUAUACAUACCAUUCUCAACAAAUAGUGUUAAAGUAUUUUGUGAAUUUUUAUAUACUGGACAAUUAGGUCAUAAAUGUUCAUUAUCUCCAACUUUAUUAGAUAAUUUUAUGAUAUCCAAAUUUUACAAAAUUCCAAUACUUUAUGAAUCGAUUUUGGAUAUAUUAAUAAAUAUUAUAAAAAGAAGAGAAGAUGAAGUUUUAAAAAAUAUAAAUUCAGAAAUUAGAUUAAAAUAUGAUGAAUUUAUUUAUUUUUUAAAUAAAGGAGAAAUUAAAAAGGAAAUCUUGGAAAAAUUUUCAAAUUUAAAUAACGUGGAAGAUAAUGUAUAUGAUGAAAAAAAUUCAAAUGAAAAUGAUAAAGAUUCAAUAAAUUUAGCUUAUUUAGAAUCAGAAAAUUUAUCAAUACCAAUAAUUGGACCAAGAUUUAAAUCAGUAUUUGAUAGAUCUUCAUCUUUAAAAGAUCAAACAAUUGAUGAUAACAAUUUUGAAAAUGAUGAACAAAGUAAUAAGACUAAAUUAAAUUUAAUUACAAUUGAAGAAUUGGUUGAUCCAAAUUCUUCAAUACCUAUUAGUGAUGAUGUAAUGCAAGCUAUUUUAAAUGCUGCUAUAUUAGUUAAUGAAAUGAAAAUAAUCUUAAGAGUUAAUAUUUGUGAAUUAAUCACUAAAAAAGGUUUUAUGUUAUAA